This is a messenger RNA of Orbilia oligospora ATCC 24927, 1248 nucleotides long. RefSeq lists its product as uncharacterized. The coding region runs from base 1 to 1248 and encodes 415 amino acids. The record is from RefSeq and is a predicted model, not a curated record. The transcript has a single exon. NCBI's taxonomy places the organism in Eukaryota, Fungi, Ascomycota, Orbiliomycetes, Orbiliales, Orbiliaceae.
AUGCCUGUCACACUUUACCCUUCCGGUGUUAAACCAGAAGAUUACAAAUAUGGCGACUCGAGAGCAAAAGACCAUGCCGACAUCCUCCGGGUCCCUCUCCAGAAGGGGGUUCCAUACAUAUGCAAGGAAGUCUUUCAAUCGACGUUCAACCAGGAACUCAUGGACUCCCGGAAGAUCCACCCGUCGUCUAGUUCUUUCGUCUACGCUGCUAUGAACGCGUAUAACCACCACCACCACCUCGUCAUACGCCCAGAUGAUGUAUGGAUCACAAUUUUGACACAAUUCUCCCUUUAUGUCAACAAAAACGCUGAGGAGCUCCGUUCCCACUUCGUAGCCCACGAGGGGAAGAAGAAACUCACGGUUACUACUGCGGGAAGCCGAUAUACCGUAAAUUUCGGUGCUCUAGCUGUUCGAAUGGGGGAAUUGAUCGAGCAAAACGUUGUUGAUCCUGACCUUCGCACAUGGUUAAUUCCGGAUUUUACCACUACUGAAGAAAAUGACAAGAUUGUUGCAUCGGUCCUCAUGAUGGCAACCCUCCAGAGCUAUUUCGCUUAUGGGUUUCAACUUGCCUGCGGCCUUCCCGGUGUCACAAUGCUCGGGGAGAAGUCCGAUUGGGAAGCUCUCUUGCAGAAGAUCGACAAAUUCGAGGCUUUUGGAGAAGAACCCACGUUUUUCGCCAAGUUACUUCGUCCAAUUUUGAAACGUUUCGUAUUGUGCUUUGAGAACCCAGAGUCACCAGACUUGAAGGAGUUCUGGCAAACGGUGGUUACCCGACAUGGGGGUGGAAGUGGUCCACGAUACCUUGGUGGUUGGAUAACCGCAUUUUGUCUUUGGUCUGAUAAAGGAGCCAUGCAAUACCAUACUAAUCGCAAGAGCUGGGGCCAGCAGGUGGAAACCCUUAAGUUAGAUGGGGAAGUUUACGGUCUUCUCGAAGAUCACGAUGUGACUGGAGGUUACGCUCACGUCCCAGUCGAACUUAAUGAUAACGGAGAAAAGUUAGACACUGUGAUGAUAGCUGGAAUGGUCGCAAUUGAGUCAAGGCCAACAGUCGAGCGGGAUGAGAAAUGGGAACAAGCAAACCUCCAAUUGAAGGCAGAAGGGAAAAAAUAUGAAGGCCCGGUGUGUUCAGUCAUUCAGCCAUUGGCAGGAUGGUGGAUCUUCCAUGGCGAAGAACCACAAGAGGAUCCAAAUGACACGAACGCUAUACUUCGACGAAUGCUAGGCCAUGGAUGUGGCCAACUAGACUAG